This is a messenger RNA of Neoarthrinium moseri, 2244 nucleotides long. RefSeq lists its product as uncharacterized. Bases 1 to 2244 code for a protein of 747 amino acids. Lineage: Eukaryota; Fungi; Ascomycota; Sordariomycetes; Amphisphaeriales; Apiosporaceae. Gene Ontology annotation, molecular function: oligopeptide transmembrane transporter activity. The transcript is spliced from 3 exons. Gene Ontology annotation, cellular component: fungal-type vacuole membrane. The record is from RefSeq and is a predicted model, not a curated record.
AUGGAGAAGGUCGAACCAAGCCAUGACGGCCUCGCGCCUGCUGUGGACGUUGCAGCUCUCGAGAAAGAGAGCCACGGCAAAGAAUAUCCUACUUGCGAAGUUGCGAGUAGCCAUGGUGAGAAGGGCGACGAUGCCGACGAGGGACACCAGGGGCCGGAAGAUAUCUACAAGCCCUUGCCACCACUGGAGGGUGUCCCUGAUGAGCCCAUGCCGCUCACAUUUCGCGCUGUGAUCAUUGGCACUAUUCUUGGUUCGUUGGUCAACGCUUCGAAUGUGUAUCUCGGUCUCAAGACCGGGUUUACCAUGGGUUCUAGUAUGUUCGGGGCCAUUUUCGGAUAUGGUUUCGUCAAACUGCUUUCUAAAUCAUUUGCUGGCGUGCCGUUCCUGGGUAUGCCUUUUGGACCACAGGAGCACACUAUACUCCAAGCCGCCGCCGCCGGCGCUGGUGGACUGUCUGGUCUCUUUGUUGCUGCGCUUCCAGCCAUGUACCAGCUGAACUUGCUCUCCGCAAGAGCCAUCGAUGAUUACGGCAGAUACCUGACAUUGACACUCAUCGGGUCCUUCUUUGGAUUGUUCUUUGCCGUGCCACUGCGGAAGUUCUUUAUCAUAAAUGUUGCUCGGGAUCUCCGUUUGAUCUUCCCUACAGCUACAGCUACAGCCUUCACUAUCCGGUCUAUGCAUUCGAUCGGUGCCGGUGCACAGGAGGCGGUUAAGAAGAUCAAAGCGCUUGGCUACUCAUUCCUCUUCGCCUUUGUCCUCCGCAUUGUCUCAGAUUAUGCCCUAGGUAUUCUCUGGGACUGGCAUAUCUUUACCUGGUUCUACAUCUGGGGCGGAUAUAGCAACUACGCCAUCCAAAUCGAAAACUGGGGCUGGUUCAUCGAAUGGACCCCGGCUUUCAUUGGUUCCGGGCUUCUCGUCGGCCUUAACGUCGGUAUCUCCUACUUUGUCGGCAGUUUUCUUGCCUGGGGUCUCAUUGGACCGCUCCUUGUUUACACUGGCGAGUGCGUUGGCAAGAAUGCGAAAAUGGACCCGCCAUGGCAGGACGUUGUGACUUACAACUCGAUGACCGGCAUGAGACAGCCUGGCUACGUGGCUAGCCCACGCUACUGGUUUCUCUGGCCAGGUGUUAUGGUAUUGCUCUGCUACUCCAUGGCUGAAUUCUUCUUCAACUAUGAGAUCAUCUGGUAUGCUCUCAAGCAAGGAUGGAUCAGCCUGGCGAAGUCUGCCAAUGGUUCUCUCAACAAGCGGGGUAAGAAGAGCGCUUUUCUGGAGAAGCAGGCUGCCAAAGGCAACGAUUCUUCUGCUAUUGUGGAAGACUUUGCCACCAAGGAACAGCAAGUCGCCCCCUGGAUUUGGAUCUCUGGCUGCAUUGCUGUCCUAGCCAUAACCAUGGUUGUUUUUGAGGUCCAAUUAGGUGUCAGUGCCGGUCUUGGCCUUCUGGCUUCCCUCCUUGGCAUAGUCUUCUCAUUCAUGUCAAUUCAUGGAUCCGGUGUCACCGAUGUUACGCCUCUUACUGCUUCUGCGAAGGCGUCACAACUUGUGUUUGGUGGCGUCACCCAUGGGCAACCUGAGUCCAAGGCCUUGACUACCAAUCUUCUUGCUGGAGCCAUCGCGUCAGCAGGUGCGGACAUGUCGACCUCGCUGACAUCUGACUUCCGCACCGGAUUCCUCCUUAAGGUCGCUCCCAAUCUCCAGUUCUACGCUCAGGCUUUCGGCACACUGGUCGCCAUGUUCCUUGCCCCGAGUAUCUUCCUCCUGUUUGCUUCGGCCUAUCCUUGCAUCCUCGACGCUGAAGCAACAGAAUGCCCAUUCGACGUUCCCUCUGUAACCGCAUGGAGAGCAGUUGCUGAGGCCGUCACACUGCCACAAAUCCCGAUUCCCCUAUCGUCUGGAAUUUUUGCGGUUGUGAUUGGUGCCUGGUCGAUUGCGCAAGUCUUCGUAAAGCGCAAGUAUCUGGUUGGAGAGCGUGAGAAGUACCGCAAUUGGCUGCCCAACUGGAUGGCAAUCGGUGUCGCUUUCGUAUUGCCAGCCACUCAUUACUCCACAGCCAUGUUCACGGGUGCAUGGAUCGCUGCUCUGUGGCAGAAGAAGUGGCCCAAGAACUUCGAGGUUUACUGUUACGCCAUAGCUGCUGGUCUGAUUGCUGGAGAAGGACUUGGUGGUGUUAUCAACGCUGCUUUGACCCUUGGUGGCGUCGGUGGUGCGGUCCAUGGCUCUUCUAUAGGCUGCCCGGGAUCUUGCUAG